This is a messenger RNA of Porites evermanni, 7222 nucleotides long. The record is from the annotation of a GenBank genome assembly. Lineage: Eukaryota; Metazoa; Cnidaria; Anthozoa; Scleractinia; Poritidae.
AUGCGGCUCAUGUCAUGUCAGCUGACAUCAUCUAUAGCCUUUCUGGAUGCUGCAGGAAAUUGGACCAAAUUCAAUAUUCCUCCAGGUGUGCUAGAAGUAACAAAUGAUACACCAUUGACAACAUCACAUAUUAAGGUAUGCCUUUUGUUGAGUGGGUAUACAGUCAUGUACAAGUUUAAGUUUAAGUUCAAGUUGAUUAAAAACACUUUGGAUACAAGCCAUAAUAAAAUUGAUCCUUGCCCGCAAAGUAGCCUAUACUGCUAAUCGAGGCGGGAAGCUUAAAGGAAAAGUAAAAGAAAAAAAAAUUACAAUAAUAUACAGUUGAAAAAUAACAAAGUUAAACAGAUACUUGUACAUCAACAUAUUGAAUUAACAAGACAGUGAAUACAUGACUUGUAUAUUUCAAAAUGGGUAAAGGAAACAAUGUAUGAAUGAAAUUAAACUGAAAAUUUAAUAUUUACUUAAUGUCAAUUAAAGUACGCAGGCCAAUUAACGUGCAGCUAGUGUACAGGAAACCUUGAGAGAACUGUUGCUAGUGUCUCGCUUGCUUAAAGAAGAGGUGCAGCCUGUAGAAAAUGAAGGUCACAGGUCACAGGUCACAUUAGUGCAGGUUAGAGUACAGAUCACUGUGCUAAGGUAAAUAAACAACACUAAAAGUGUCUUGUAGCUCUAUAGCUAAUCACAAGCUGAAAUAGAGUUUUAGUUUUAAAAGAGGAAACAGCUUAUCACUAUAUAUUUAUCAAUAGUGCAGUGACCCAUGACCUGUGUUUUGUACGGUCUGCCAACCUGUUAGAGGUGUCUCCUUUGUACAUGGCAGUCUACAGAAACUAUGAGAAAAAUGUUUGGGGCUUACCAAGGCUAGCCAUAGUUCCACUUAACACAUGAGGUGUCUGGAUUCCCUAUACGAUACAUAAAUUGCAUUAAAAACUGGUUUAAAAACUAAAGAUGGACAACAUUUGUUUUUGAAAAAAGUUCCUUAUGACAGUGCUCGAAAUUAUGACUCACUGGUCGCCAAUGCGACCAAAAAUUGAGCACUGGCGACUCGCGUUUUGUCCGAUGAGUAAAGAAAACCAAGACACAACUUUUGUUUUUAAAUCUUUAUAUUAGGAAAUCAAUCAGAUAUGGUAGCUAGUAUACAACUCACCUUUCCAUCCCCAGUAAAAUAAUGUCUGAAUAUUACAAGAUAAUAAAAAAAAUUGAAUGUUUUUCGACACGUCGAUACUGUAUUUUUGCACGCCAUAUUGUUUCAGUGGCUUCUUCUGAAACUGGGAUCGCAGGUGCACUUCAACACCAUGUGCUUUUCAUUUGCCACGAAAAUGGUGGCAGAUACCUGUGUUUGUCUCAGAAUGAAAACCACGGACUUAAAACGUUUUAUGCUUCGCUACAUUUAAAAUGACUAUGGAGACAACCAUCACCUUCGGACCAGAGACAUAUCACCUGAGAACAACGGUAGCUUUAUAACUAAGUGUUACUCGUGUUGUUUCUAAUAAUAUUGUUUUCGCUCUUCAGUUGUGACUUUUCUUGUAUGCAAAGUAACGUAUAAAAUCGUGUUGGUGUAAGUUAUGUAUAAAAUAGGGUGGCGACCAAAAUUUACGAUCUGGAGACCAAAAUUUUUCCGUUAGUAGCCAGCUGGCUCCUGAACGAAAAAGUUAAUUUUGAGCCCUGAAUGAUCGAUUAAGUAAAAAACAUUUGCAAAUUAUAUAAUUAUACACUUAAACCACACUUAAAUACAGUGUACAACUAAUUAAAAACUUAUGUGUGAGGUGUUCAGUGUCCCAAACAUUGUGGAAGCUUGAUAGAUUUCUGCAGUAUGCCUUAAAAUCAAAACUCAUGCAAUUUUCCUAACAGAUCAUUCAACAAUCUGAGAGUCUAACCAGCAAAAGCGGUCACAUCAUUAAGCUUGGUUUGAACUGCACAGGGCCAAUAUUAGGUCAACGCCUUAAAUGUCUUAUGUUUAAAGCUGAAGGAGUUUUAAAAUGUAAGUAUAACCAAUUAAAAGUUAUUAUCAAAAUUCAAAUUCUUAUUUGUUUUCCUUUUACAUUUCCCAUAAAAGUAAUAGGAAGAAAUUUUUUGCGAGACCACAUCCGUUAUCUAAGGGUCUGGAUGACCGCCUUCCCCCCCCCCCCCCCCCCCCCCAGGGCAAAUAUUAGGUUAACGCCUUAAAUUUUUUAUGUUUAAAGGUGAAGGGUUUUUAAAAUUUAAGUAAAACCAAUUAAAAGUUUUUUACAAAAUUCAAAUUUUUUUUUUUUUUCCUUUUAAUUUUCCCAAAAAAAUAAAAGGAAAAAAUUUUUUGCGGGCCCCAAUCCGUUUUCUAAGGGUUUGGGUGACCCCCUUCCCCCCCCCCCCCACCCUUAUCUUAAGGUCUGGAUCUCGAUCCGACAAUGAGUUGCCCUUAUUAAAUUCUCAUGACCACUGUGUUACAAAGCAUUGAAUAAAAAAAAAGGAAAAUUUGCAAGGAGAAAUUUCAUUCUGAUCAAUCUUUGGCCUUAAUUAAAGGGUAUACAAGUGAGAACUAAUUUUUCUGAUCCAGUACAAUUGAACCUCUCCACAAGAAAAGUGGCCAGUGUAUUAAGGAACUGGCCAUUAUAUAGAGGAGAGUGAAUAAGAGUUAGGUGUAGUGAUGUGACAUUUUUGGGGGAAAAUCUUUUGUUCUUAAAUAAGAAAAGCAAACAGAAUCAUUAGGCUUGACAAUGAUAAUGAAAAGAAGGUCAAAUCAAACUCUCAGAAAACUUUGCAUAAACAAAAUCAUUGCUGAAACCACAAAGCGGCUGCAAAUGAAAAACCCUACCAACUCUCCGCAAUAAUGAUUCUUCAUUCUUAGUUCAAUUUUGCAAUUCAUAUAGUUUCAAAGACAAGGGCAAUUUCGCUGUUUACGAUAAAGAUUGUUGAAAUUUUUAAACCCCACGCAAGCAUGCCAGGCAUGUGAUCUGCUUAAAAUCAAACAACAAUAAUUAAUCUGGCUAAAAUUUCUUUUCUUUACAGCUGCAUAUAAAUAAAGGCAGGUACAAAAGUCGGACCGGAUCAACUCGGAUGGCCAGUCCGGGUCGGAUCGACUCGGAUCGACUCGGACCAACUCGGAUCGAAUAAAAAAAUAAAACUAAAAUAAAAUUGGACUCGGAUCAUCUCGGAGCAAUCAGAAAAAUUAAAUUAAAUCAGCAAAACUGAAAGUUUAACCCAUUUGGAGGGUAAAAAAGGCCAGAUCAUCGUUUUUUUCACCUCGGCUUUCAGGCGCCAUUUUGUUUUACUAGUGCCAGUACCUCUCGGAUCAUGUUAUAAACUCGUGGGUUGACUCGUGGGUGUGGUUGUGUUACACGACGCGCACUGCUUCACAGAUAUGGAUGACCUCUAGGAAGGUAAAAUCUCGACCAUCUUUCUCAAUGAAUUUGCUUCAUUCCAAGAAAAUGAUAGUUUCAGUCCCCUAGAAUAUAUAUUUGCUUAUUUUUUUACUUUAUUGCAGCUUUUUGUCACAAAGCAAAGGUGAGCGUGAUCAUAAGCUAUGCACACAAUUUUUGAUUAAUAGGUGUACUGUAUUUAUGAGAAAAGUAUCAAAAGCAUGGUCAGUUAAUCGCAUUUAGAUAGUUACCGAAGAGUGUUUGUUUGUUUGUUCCUGUUUGUUUUUUUUCUGCAGGGCUUCUGAAACUUAAUCUUAAUGAUACACUAGCUAGUGAGCAGCACACAUACAUUUCCAGUGAACAUUUUCAACUUGGAAGGAGGAGAAACCAUGCUCGCCCAGGACAAAGGAAAUUUCCAUGCCUAUGGCAAGAAUCGAACUCGCCACCCUCCGGUUCUGUGGUUGGAAUGUCCGAUAAACAUGUAGUAUUUGAAGGGUUGUGAGUUCAAUUCUCGCCCGGGGUACGAAAAUUUUCGUUGUCCCGGGCGAGCAUGUUUGUUUCUCCUUCCAAAUUGAAAUGUUCACUGGAGGUGUAUGUGUGCUGCUCACUAGUGUAUCAUUAAAAUAAAAAUAAAAUUAAUUUAUGCAACCACGAGUUCGUGAGAAAGAAACAAAAUGGCGGGCGAGAGUUAAGUGAUACCGACUGAUUUUAUUUUUCUUUUUAUAAUCCGAGUUUUUUUUAUGAUCCGAGUUGAUCCGAGUCCAAUUUUAUUUUAUUUUUAUCUUUUUAUUCGAUCUGAGUUUGUCCGAGUCGAUCCGAGUUGAUCCGACCCGGACUGGCGGUCAGAGUUGAUCCAGUCCAACUUUUGUACCUGCCUGCAUAAUAAUGCCAAUGUUUAGACCAUAAACCAAACAAAAUCACUAUGUGGUUUUUGGGUAGUGACGUCACUGGACAGCAUUAAUGGCCAGGCGAUUUAAACAUUGCUGAGGGCAUGAAAACGACUUGGAAGUAGUCGUCUGAAAUUUAGGCUGCCCCCCCCCCCCCCCCCCCCCCUCCCUCAUACUCUCACUACCUCGGGGGCGGCACACGCGGGCGCUUGUACACACGGGAUUAAGAGGGGGAAGAAUGGGUUUGGCUUGUUGUUUGAGGCUGUGUUAAUCUUUUUAAUGUAUUGUGAGUCCAAAGAAAACAAAACAAAAAGUAUUUGGUGUGUUUGGGGUGUGUGCUCACUGGGAAGCAUUAAAGGGCGGGGGGUUUUAAAAAUGUGGAGGGGGUAAAAAAGACUUUGGAAAGAUGCUCUUAAAAUUAGGGGCCCCCCCCCCCCCCCCCCCAACUUCUGCUAAAUCUGCCAAUGACAGUGGGGAUCAACUAGAUGGCCUUUGUACAGAGGUUUAAAUGGGUGAAUAGACAUGUGUUAACUGUCUGUUAGUAGGUUUAACUGUAUAUAUUUAGGUCCCAGAGAACAAGACUGUGCGCCAAGGAAAAUUGAAGGGAGCCCUGGGUGAUCUGAAACUGUAAAAUCUAGGGUGCCCAGCACAUGAUUUGUAUGAAAAAUCUGAGAUUUUCUUGUCACCCCAGGGAAAAAGUUGGGCGCCAGGGACCACCAGGCUCUGCUAGAGCACAGCCCUGGAGAAGUUCAUUAAUAAUUUAUUUUUGAUAUAUCGAGAAUUAAAAACAAAAAAAUAAAUAAAGCUCUAGUAGGUAACAACUGAUUUGUUUAUGGUUCUUGUUGUGUCUCACUGACAGUUCCACUGUGUAACUAUACAGUGCCUACUCCCCCUCCUUCAGAUAACUGUACUACAAAUACAACAACUACAUGUACUCCUCCUCAUACAACCCGUGUAAGUAUCAGUUUUGUCUACUGAACAGUCUUAAAAGAACAAUAUUGCAAAGGGUUUAAACCUAGGAGCCAUGUCAUAAGUGAAAUAUGAGUGUCCUGGUGAGUGAAUUUCUGAAGUUGUUGCAGACAGUAUUUGACUUUUCGGCAACUCGAUUCAGAGGUUAUCAUCUGAGUCAAUAACGUACUGUGCAACCACAACCACCUCCCCCACCCCCUUUUAAGGUUGUCAAAACCACAUGCCCUAUCCUGGACUACACUCACCCAGGCAAUCAUUUUCACCUUCUUAUAAAAAAAGAAAUAGUUUUUGAUCAUGACUAAUCUGUUUGCUGUCCAGUAAUAACCAAUUUUCAAUUAAGAUUUAAUCGAUGAUAGACUUAAACUAGCCUCCUAUUCUUGUAAAUAAGGUCAUCCUGUAGUAGCACUAACAGUAUCUUAGAUUCGAAAUGGGCUCUUUGUAUGACUUGAUCAUGUGGUCAACUUUCGGUAAACAUGAAAACAGUUUACUUUAUGAAAACUUUGUUAGCACAAGCUUGAAGAGCAUAUUAAAAAUAGGUAACCUGGAAUUUCGAAAUUUUCAAGACUGUAAGUCGAUGAAUUAUUUCCUUAAGUAUUACAGGGCUCAAAUCUCCUUUUAAUUCAUAACAGACAAUUUGAGCCUUUUAAUGCAUACUAAAGAAAAAGAUUACACAACAGUUUAAUAAUUUUAGAAUUUACAAGGAUUUGUAUGGAAAACCAUGCAAGCGUAACUGGUUGGCAAAAGUUGUUUUUCUCAUACAAUUAAUGCUUCUAACUUUCGUCGGCCGUUGCAGUCGCUACUUUUGAGAUAUACGGCUGAAAAUUCUCAGGUUACCUAAUUUUAAUAUGCUCUUUCAGCUUGUGCAAACAAUUUUUUUCAAAAGCGACCUGUUUUUGUGUUUACCGAAAGUUGAUCACGUGAUCAAGUCAUGCAAAGAGCCUAUUCUUUUUGUAAGCUUACUGUAAUUUGUAAGUAAGGGUGACCAUAGUAAUGCUCAAUCUAUUGAUUAUACAAUAACUGACUGGUCACGCAAGAAUAGAGUUAAAUAGAGUUACGUUGAACAAUGGUAAAUGCAAGGAACUGCGCGUCUCAUUUGCGAGAGUAGAAAGCGACUUUCCACCAGUAGUCAUAGAUGGCGAGAACAUUCAGGUAGUUGAGAGCCCAAAACUCAUGGGGCUUUUAAACCAUUUGUAACGAAUCUGACUUGGAGUGUCCACGUGAGUGAGGUGAUUAUAAGAAAGCACCUAAACAACUUUAUUUUCUCAUGCAGCUAAAAACGGACAAUGUGUCAGAGACUGACCUCCCUCGUUUGUAUGUCUCUACAUAUGUUUCAGGAGCACCCAACGAGAAUAUAGUUCAAAACCACUCAAACAUAGCAUUGUUAAACGUAUUUUAGUAUUUAAACGGUAGUUGUAGGCAUAUUUUUAUCCCCUAAAAAGUUUUCAUCUGUUUGGAUAUCCUAGCUGAAAGUCUAGUGAUCCGAAAAUUAUAGGGAUCAAAACUUACCUUUUCGAAAAUUUCAGCCCAAAAAAAGGCUCCCGAAAAUUCUAGGUGACCUUUUAAGGGUAAAAAUCCGUUAAAAAUGGGCAAUUAUUGUAGUUUUUAGAUGUUCGAAAAUCCUAGGCGAUGCAGGCAAGCAAAAAAUUUUACAACAAAUGUUCCGAAAAUUCUAGAUCUCAAAUCGUCUUCUGAACAGAUAUUUUCCGAAAAUUGUCGUUGGGUGCCCCUGAUGUUUAGGCUUUUUAAAAAUACCUUGUUAAUUUGAUAUGUAAUACACAAUUCAUCCAUGUAUGGCUGCGACAACUAUCUAAAUGAUCACUCCUUCCUAUGUUUUUAGAUGCAUUACUAAGUUACCUAUAAAACAGCAUUUUGCCCUUCAUCUUAAGUUCAUUAAUAGCAACCUUCGAAGUUGUACACUGUUAUUUUACAGUACAUGUACCAAAUUUAUGGUUUACUUUUUUCUCGGACUAUACAGCCUAUUGCUGCGAUUAUUGGGGGAACCCUUGCCGGAGUUUUAUUCCUGGCUUUCAUUAG